Vitis vinifera (wine grape) is the source of this 3657-nucleotide messenger RNA. RefSeq lists its product as uncharacterized. The transcript has 5 exons. Gene Ontology annotation, biological process: DNA integration; proteolysis. The record is from RefSeq and is a predicted model, not a curated record. The coding region runs from base 1 to 3657 and encodes 1218 amino acids. Gene Ontology annotation, molecular function: nucleic acid binding; aspartic-type endopeptidase activity. NCBI's taxonomy places the organism in Eukaryota, Viridiplantae, Streptophyta, Magnoliopsida, Vitales, Vitaceae.
AUGGUGGGACUGGACAUACCUGAGGAAAGAAGGGUAGGUCUGGCAACAUAUAUGCUUGUGGACAAAGCUGAUUUCUGGUGGGAAUCAAUGAAAAGGGUGUAUGACACUGAGGUUAUGACCUGGGAGGAAUUUGAGAGAAUCUUCCUAGGCAAGUAUUUUGGGGAAGUGGCUAAGCAUGCCAAGAGGAUGGAGUUUGAGCACCUCAUCCAAGGAACCAUGUCAGUGCUGGAGUAUGAGUCACGUUUCUCAGAGUUGUCUCGUUUUGCUUUGGGGAUGAUCAGUGAGGAAGGAGAAAAGGCUAGGAGGACAUUGACGAAACCAACCAAAUUCGAGAGCAAAAGGGGGACAAAAAAGGGAAACAAAGAAUGGGGGAAAGUUCCCAGGGGCCACAGCAGAGGAGACCAUUUAUGGAGGGCUUGCCCAUUGCGAGGCACACAGCAGGCUCGACCUCAGUCUCAGGGAAGUUCUCAGCAACAGUCAGUAGUGUCUUUCCAGCCUCCUCAGUUUCAGUUGCCUUACUAUCAGAUGCCACAAUUACCCCCAGCAGCGCAGGGAACCAGGACAACUACUACGAGUCAGACCCGUUCUUCUCAAGGGUCGAAUGCUAGAGGUAGGGGAAGGCCGGCAGCAGGAAGAGUUUUUGCCUUGACCCCAACAGAGCCAGAUGAGAACGCCCUUUUGGUGGAAGGUAUGAUUUUGGUAUAUAGUACUUGGGUGCGUGUUUUGUUUGAUACUGGUGCAACUCAUUCUUUCAUUUCUGCAUCUUGUGCUAAUGCAUUGGGGUUGAAAUCGGAAAGGGUAGAGAAUUUGUUACUUAUUGAGUCUCCUAUGGGUACGAACUCUAGAGUUGAUAGAAUAUGCAAGGGGUGUGUUAUUACCUUGGCAGAUAGAGCACUAAAUGUGGAUUUGAGGAUUUUGGAUAUGAUUAGGUAUGAUGUUAUUUUGGGAAUGGAUUGGUUGGCAGUGUAUAGAGCGGUUAUUGAUUGUCAUCGCCGCAGGAUAAUAUUUUGUUUGCCAAAGGGAUUUAAGGUUUGUUUUGUUGGAGGGAAGUGUGUUAGUUUGCCUUUUUCGCAGUCCGAUCCGUGCUAUCAGUAUGUGUUGAGGAAGGGAUCAAUAAAUUUCCUAGCUUGCCUUCGUGGUAAGGAGAAAGCCCAGAAGGACAUUACAGAAAUUCCAGUGGUGAGGAAGUUUCAGGAUGUAUUCCCAGAUGAGUUACCAGGUUUACCACCGCAUAGAGAGUUUGAUUUCUCUAUUGAAGUAUACCCAGGAACUGAUCCUAUUUCAGUAUCCCCUUAUAGGAUGGCCCCUCUUGAGUUGAAAGAAUUGAAAACUCAGUUAGAUGAAUUGUUGGGUAAGGGUUUUAUUCGUCCAAGUACAUCGCCAUGGGGAGCCCCAGUGUUGUUUGUGAAGAAGAAUGAUGGUAUACUAAGGUUAUGUAUUGACUAUAGGAAGUUGAAUAGAGUUACUAUGAAGAACAAGUAUCCUCUUCCAAGGAUAGAUGACUUGUUUGAUCAGUUGAAGGGUGCAAAGUAUUUUAGUAAGAUUGACUUGAGAACUGGGUAUCAUCAAUUGAGGGUUAGGGAAGAAGAUGUUUCUAAAACUGCUUUUAGAACGAGAUAUGGGCAUUAUGAGUUCUUAGUCAUGCCUUUUGGGCUAACUAAUGCCCCUGCUGCUUUCAUGGAUUUAAUGAACAGGGCAUCAGUUUUAGCAGUAGACCAUUCAAAGGUGGAAGCUGUACAGGAGUGGCAAAGGCCUACCAAUGUAUUUGAGGUUAGAAGUUUCUUGGGGUUGGCUGGAUAUUAUAGGAGGUUUGUGGAAGACUUCUCUAGAAUUGCAGCACCAAUGACUCGGUUGACUAGAAAAGGGGUGAAGUUUGAUUGGAAUGAGGAGUGUGAGAAUGCUUUCCAAGAGUUGAAGCGGAAAUUGACCACUACUCCAGUGUUAACUGCUCCUAUUAGUGGAGAGUUGUUUACAAUUUAUUGUGAUGCUUCCACAGUGGGGUUAGGGUGUGUGCUAAUGCAGCAAGGCAAGGUGGUAGCUUAUGCCUCAAGACAAUUAAAGCAGCAUGAGCGGAAUUAUCCAGCACAUGAUUUGGAGCUUGCAGCAGUGGUGUUUGCCCUUAAGACUUGGAGACACUAUUUGUAUGGAGAGAAGUUUGAGGUGUACUCUGAUCAUAAGAGUUUGAAAUACAUUUUCACUCAAAAGGAUCUGAACUCUAGGCAGAGGAGAUGGAUGGAGACAUUGGAAGAUUAUGAUUUUGCCCUUCAUUACCAUCCUGAGAAGGCGAAUGUUGUAGCAGAUGCUUUGAGUAGAAAGAGCUAUGGCCAGUUGUCUAGCUUGGGGUUGAGAGAGUUUGAGAUGCAUGCAGUUAUUGAGGACUUUGAGCUAUGUCUUAGUCAGGAAGGACGUGGUUCAUGCUUGUACAGCAUAUCAGCUAGACCAAUGGUUAUCCAGAGAAUAGUGGAGGCCCAAGUUCAUGAUGAGUUUUUAGAAAAGGUUAAAACCCAGUUGGUAGUAGGUGAGAUAGAUGAAAAUUGGUCUAUGUAUGAAGAUGGGAGUGUGAGGUUCAAAGGGAGAUUGUGUGUGCCAAAAGAUGUGGAGUUGAGAAAUGAACUUCUAGCAGAUGCUCAUAGGGCGAAGUAUACCAUCCACCCUGGGAAUACUAAGAUGUAUCAAGACUUAAAGAGACAGUUUUGGUGGAGUAGGAUGAAGAGAGAUAUUGCUCAGUUUGUAGCCAACUGUCAGAUUUGUCAGCAAGUGAAGGCUAAACACCAGAGGCCUGCAGGGGACCCUAAGUUUACUUCUCAGUUUUGGCAGAGUUUACAAAGGGCUUUGGGCACCCAACUGAAUUUUAGCACCGCUUUUCACCCUCAGACAGAUGGUCAAUCAGAGAGAGUGAUCCAGAUCUUAGAAGACAUGUUAAGGGCUUGUGUUUUGGAUUUUGGAAGAAAUUGGGCAGAUUACUUACCUUUGGCAGAGUUUGCUUAUAACAACAGUUACCAAUCUAGUAUUGGCAUGGCACCUUAUGAAGCACUCUAUGGGAGACCUUGUAGAUCGCCCUUAUGUUGGAUAGAGAUGGGUGAGAGUCAUUUGUUGGGACCUGAGAUUGUCCAAGAGACUACAAAGAAGAUACAACUCAUCAAGGAAAAACUUAAGACUGCCCAAGAUAGACAGAAAAGUUAUGCAGACAAAAGGAGAAGGCCCUUGGAGUUUGAGGAAGGGGAUUUGGUGUUUGUAAAAGUGUCCCCUCGAAGAGGCAUAUUUCGAUUUGGGAAGAAGAGGAAGUUAGCCCCUAGGUUUGUGGGACCAUUUCAGAUUGAUAAGAGAGUUGGCCCAGUGGCAUACAAGUUAAUUUUGCCUCAACAGUUGUCCCUUGUGCAUGAUGUUUUCCAUGUGUUGAUGCUAAGGAAAUGUACUCCAAAUCCAACUUGGGUAGUGGACUUGCAAGAUGUUCAGAUUAGUGAAGAUACUUCUUAUGUGGAGGAACCUUUACGAAUUCUGGAAGCUGGAGAGCAUAGGUUCAGGAACAAGGUGAUUCCUGCAGUCAAAGUGUGGUGGCAACACCAUGGGAUAGAAGAAGCCACUUGGGAACCUGAGGAAGAAAUGAGACGACAUUAUCCGCAACUCUUCUACGAAUUUAAAGGUAAGCUAGUUUAA